Molecule: messenger RNA, 1526 nt
Organism: Stomoxys calcitrans (stable fly)
Lineage: Eukaryota; Metazoa; Arthropoda; Insecta; Diptera; Muscidae
Product: endoplasmic reticulum-Golgi intermediate compartment protein 2
Exons: 4
Coding region: 146-1414 (422 amino acids)
Biological process (GO): endoplasmic reticulum to Golgi vesicle-mediated transport; retrograde vesicle-mediated transport, Golgi to endoplasmic reticulum
Cellular component (GO): endoplasmic reticulum; membrane; COPII-coated ER to Golgi transport vesicle
Source: RefSeq, a predicted model, not a curated record
AUGGUUCUAUUGUUAAUUGUUUUAUACGUGUAAAAAUAAGGUCUCACCAAAAUAAACCCAAGCCCACGAACAUUGGAACCAAUGAUUCCAAUGAGCAAAGACUCAAGUGUGUAACGAUCCAGUAACCCACUAAUUAAUUGAAAUCAUGGCGGCAACAUUGCGUUAUCGUGGCAACAAGAAUAACCUUGUGGAAAUUGCUAAGACUCUCGAUGCCUUCAAGAAGGUGCCGGAGAAAUACACCGAGACCACAGAAAUAGGAGGAACAUUAUCGCUGAUAAGCCGCUUGCUGAUCAUAUAUUUAAUAUAUAGAGAGAUACAAUACUAUCAGGAUGCAAAACUUAAAUAUCAAUUUGAACCCGAUACCGAAACGGAGAAGGUACAAAUGCACGUCGAUAUAACAGUAGCUAUGCCUUGUAGUUCUCUAUCAGGUGUAGACCUCAUGGAUGAAACUCAACAAGAUGUCUUUGCCUAUGGUACUUUACAGCGUGAGGAUGUGUGGUGGAAAUUGGAACCUGAAGAACGUGAGGAAUUUGAACGGCAACAACACCUAAAUCAUUUUCUGCGUGAACAGUAUCAUUCUGUGGCUGAUGUACUUUUUAAGGAUAUCAUUAAGACAAGUGAACUUAAUCAUCCCCAAAAAGAGUCUAAGCGUCCCUCAUCGCCACAUGAAAAGUAUGAUGCAUGUCGAUUGCAUGGCACAUUGGGUAUACACAAAGUAGCGGGUGUUUUACAUAUGGUUGGUGGAGCUCAACCCGUAGUGGAUAUGAUUGGCGAUCAUUUGAUGAUAGGAUUUCGUCGUUUGCCUUCGAAUUUUACCCACCGUAUUAAUCGCUUGAGUUUUGGCCAAUAUGCCAAACGUAUAAUUCAACCUCUAGAGGGUGAUGAGACACUGGUCCCAAAUGAGCAGACUAGAGUUCAGUAUUUUUUGAAUAUAGUACCCACUGAGAUACACAACACAUUCUCGACCAUAAAUACAUAUCAAUAUUCUGUGACGGAAAAUAUACGUGUAUUGGAUGGCGAUGGCAGCUCAUAUGGAUCGCCUGGCAUUUACUUCAAAUACGACUGGUCUGCUUUGAAGAUCGUUGUGCGCACUGAUCGGGAGAAUUUAAUCAAUUUUACAAUUCGAUUGUGCUCCAUUAUAUCGGGCAUAAUUGUUAUAUCGGGUAUAUUAAACUUUAUCUUGGUUUCUGUACAAAAAACACUCCUGAGAAUUUUUGCUCCUCAGCUAUUGAAAAAGAGAUUGAAGGAAUCUCCGGAAAGUACACCUUCGGCUAAGCCAAAUAACGUAAAUGAUUCUACGCCAACACCUCAGCUAAUAGUUAAUAGUAAUAAUUUGAUCUAUACGGCAAAUACCAUGUCUACCCAAGUGACACCACUUAUCCCAACAACACAAAAUGAAAAAAAUAAUGGUUGAAUUUAUUUAAAUUAGAAAAAAAAAAAAAAAAACAUUCCAAAGAAUCUCCUGUUAAAUAUCUUAAUAAAAACAUUUGUACUUUUAUACCAUAUACAAUACAUUUCUUAACUAA